UCUAGAAGGCAGAGGAAGUUUACUGAAAUCUCGCGAAAGUGCCCCUCUCACCUUCACCUUCACUUUCUCUGCUCAUUUCUUCCGCUUUCCCUUCAAGCAAACUCUGGAAUCUCCCAAUUAUCGAAUCUCUAGUUAGCUGAGCAGAAAUGUCGAUCGUUCCAUUUACUGGGCGAGAGAGCAAUGUCUCCAACUCCAACUCCUCCUCCAGAGACCUGUGGGAUCCAUUCCAAAACUUCCCAGAGAACGGCCUUUGGGACCCAUUCAGCGAUUUUCCUUCCUCACUCUUAGGGUUCCGCCCUCUCUCCCUUUUCGGAACCUCCGUGAACACCAGUCUCGACUGGAGGGAAACUCAGACUGCCCACGUUUUGACGGCGUCUCUUCCGGGAUUUAUGGACGAGGACGUGCUAGUUGAGCUCCAAGAUGAUCGAGUGCUCCAGGUGAGCGUGGAGAGCGGCAGGUUCAUGAGCAGGUUCAAGAUCCCGGACGAUGCGAAGCUCGAGCAGCUCAAGGCCUCCAUGCACAAUGGGUGUCUUACUGUGACUGUUCCAAAAGUGGAGGCCAGGAUGCCUAACGUCAGGAACAUCGAUAUCUCCGGGUCCGGCUAAAUCUAUGCUCUUCCUUUGUCCCUCACUAUGUUAAUAGGGUGUGUGGUUUGUUGAAGGUCACUGUGAGCUCCGAGUUGCAUUUGAAGUUGUUUGAUGUAAUGCGUCGUUUAAGUAUGCGAUGUUUCUGUUCUUGUAAUGCUAAGCUGAGCUUGGUUUGUCUGGAAAUAAAUAAGUUAUGUUCUUAACGGUUAUUACUCUGUGGUAUAAAAAAGAAGCUGUAGUAA
Messenger RNA from Carya illinoinensis, 829 nucleotides. RefSeq names its product 18.2 kDa class I heat shock protein-like. Bases 147 to 605 code for a protein of 152 amino acids. Gene Ontology annotation, biological process: response to hydrogen peroxide; response to heat; response to salt stress. The transcript has a single exon. Lineage: Eukaryota; Viridiplantae; Streptophyta; Magnoliopsida; Fagales; Juglandaceae. The record is from RefSeq and is a predicted model, not a curated record.